Hypanus sabinus (Atlantic stingray) is the source of this 3157-nucleotide messenger RNA. Its product is annotated as organic solute transporter subunit alpha-like. NCBI's taxonomy places the organism in Eukaryota, Metazoa, Chordata, Chondrichthyes, Myliobatiformes, Dasyatidae. Gene Ontology annotation, molecular function: transporter activity. The record is from RefSeq and is a predicted model, not a curated record. Gene Ontology annotation, cellular component: endoplasmic reticulum membrane; plasma membrane. The transcript is spliced from 9 exons. Gene Ontology annotation, biological process: bile acid and bile salt transport. The coding region runs from base 88 to 1167 and encodes 359 amino acids.
GCUCUGUAACACCCUCACACUGAGAACACAAGCUCACACACUGCCGGUCUCAGCAGCCACACUAAGCUCUCUGAAGUCACCAAGGAGAUGGGAGUAAAUUAUCCCGAGGAAGAAACCAGGCUUCCCCCAAACAUCCUGGAGCUGAUCGAGAAGUUCAAUGUGUCUGAGGCUUGCUUCUCGCCUCCUCCAAGAUCCCUCAAGCUCAUAAUGGAGCUGACCUGGUUGGACGUGGGUGUCUUCAGCAUGCUGACCCUAAUCACCGUCCUCUCCAUCCUCAUCUACCUGGAGAACGCCUGCUACCUCCUGUCGAAAAUCAAGUGCCCCAUUAAGAGGAAGACACUGAUGUGGAUCAGUGCAUCACCAACUGUCUUCACCAUCACGUCCUGCCUCGGCCUCUGGGUCCCUCGAGCUGUGAUGUUUGUGGACAUGGUAGCAGCUAUGUACUUUGCUGUCUGUUAUUACCUGCUGCUGCUGGUCAUAGUGCAGGGGUACGGUGGUGAGGAAGCCAUGCUGGAGCACAUCGCGACAGACCGUGUCAGGAUCAGCACGGGCCCCUGCUGCUGCUGCUGCCCCUGUCUCCCCCGCAUCCGGAUCACCAGAAAGAAUUUUCGGCUCUUGGUGCUCGGAGUUUUCCAGGUGGCAUUCCUGCGACCCGCCCUAUUCUUCCUGGGAGUAGUCUUGUGGACAAACGGCCUCUAUGACCCAGACGAUUGGUCGGCGUCCAGCAUCUUCCUGUGGAUAAACCUCUUUCUGGGAGUCUCCACCAUCGUGGGAUUGUGGCCGAUCGCCAUCCUGUUUCGACAUUCCAAACUGCUCCAGGCCGACCAGAACCUGGCGUGCAAGUUCGCGCUUUUCCAGGUGACUCUCAUCCUGUCAUCGCUGCAGAAUUCCAUCAUCGGAACGCUAGCAGGGGCCGGACACAUUGGCUGCGCUCCCCCCUACUCCGCCAGGACCAGAGGCCAACUCAUGAACAACCAGCUGCUAAUUCUAGAGAUGUUCCUUGUUGGUGUCUUCACACGGAAAUCCUACCGGAAGAGCGACGGUCGCCCUGGUUACAGGCCUGUGGGUGAAACUCAUCAACAGGGAGACAAGAUGGCUGAUAAAGAAUGUGAAGCAGGGGCCACUGCAGAUCAACAGCCCGGUCACUCUGCAGUUUGCAAUAUGUAAACAAUAAUUACUUGAAGUAAAAUGUGACACUUUACAUGAAAAUGCCAUAAGUUAUUUGAUUUUAAUUGUCCACCUUAUUCCGAAUGUGACACACAGUCAGCCGGUGAAAUGAAAUGAGAGUGAGGGCUGAGGCAGAGCAUGGUAGGUGAAUGGUGGAACCAGGUCAGGUGGGCUAUGAUGGACAGAAGGAUCCAGGUGGGGGUGGGGAGAUGCAUAGAGAUACACCUUGGGAGACAGGUGGAACCAGUUUGGUGGGGGGGGGGGGUGAGGAACAGGGAAGAUGAACUAUGGGAGAAGAAGCUCAAGUGAUUGAGGGGAGAGGGACACAAAAGUUGAUCGAAAGGAGAGGGACCUUUAGAAUCAGAAUCAGGCUUAUUCUCACUGAGGUAUGUAGUGAAAUUUGCUGCUUUAUGGCAGCAGUACAGAGCAAUAUGUAAUAAAUUUCUACAAGUUACUAUGCUGAUAGGCCAAAUGGACUAAUUCUGCUUUUAUAUCUUAUGGUCUUAGUUACAAGAAAUAACUAAAUAGUUCAAAUAGUGAAGAAGUGUUCAUGGGCUCAUUGUCCAUUCAGAAAUCUGAUGGUGGAGGGGAAGAAGCUGUUCCUGAAUCAUUGAGUGUGUCUUCAGGCUCCUGUACCUCCCUCCUGAUGGUAGCAAUGAGAAGAGGACAUGUCCUGGGUGGUGAGGGUAAAAGAUGUUGCCUUUUGACGAUGUCCUUGAUGCUGUGCCCCGAUGGAGUUGGCCGAGUUUACAACUCUCUGCCGCCAUUUGUGAUCCUGUGUACUGGAGCCUUCGUACCAGGUGGUGAUCUAUCUCUUGGUCAGGGGACCAAGAUUAUAAGCCAGAGGUUCCGGCUCACCGCCAAUGCACAUGCUCCCUGUAGGAAACAGUGCCAAUGACAUCACAAGAUGGCGGCACACACAGCUGCAGCGGCCUCUCCAGCUUCAAUCGACAUUGAAAUUUUCAUUCUGUUCAUCUUUUCUACGAUUGAAAAACACGGCUGAUCAUAAAGAACACAAUAUUUUGUUAGCUUAUUUGCAGUAAUAUUUUGUUCUGUGUGCUGUGUGGUAUAUUUUGUGGAUGCACCGUGGUCCGGAAAACAUUGUUUCAUUUGUGUGUAUGUAGUCAGAUGACAAUAAACUUGAACUUGAGACUCCCACCAUACCUGAGCAGCCUGCCUCCGAGCCAAACAUGGAUCAGGGAGACAGUGGCUGGGUUGCAUCCUCUCAAGGAGGAGGGCUUUAUCGUUGCACAUGACAACACAAGCAAACUUCACCACUCACCGCCCAGGUAUGAAGCACCGGUGGCUUUAGCAACACACACAAAAUGCCGGAAAACUCAGCAGGGGUUCCUCAGCCUGGAACAGUGACUAUUUGUUAAUUUCCAAAGAUGCUGCGAUCCUCCAGCAUUUUGUGUGUUGCUCAGGCUUCUAGCAUCUACAGGCCUUCCUCAGGUUUGUGAUACCAGUAGCUGGUAUGAUACUGCUAACUUGUAUCAUAUAUGCACGUCAUUAUUUGUUACUUAAUUUAUGGUAAUAUUACUUCACGUGUUGUGUGUGAGUUAGAUGUGCAUGUUGGUUCACAGGAACAUUGUCUCAUUUGGUGACAAUGUGUACAGCUGAAUAACAAUGAAGUUGAAGUUGACAUACAGUCCUGUGCAAAAGCCUUUGGCAUUCAGGUUUGUUAUAUGGUUACAGAAAGAACGGGCUUGAUGGCAUCCUGAUCUCAACAUCAUCAAGGGUGUCUGGAGAGACAGACGCAAGCGAGGCAGCCAAAGUCUGUAGAAGAACCGUGGCAAGUUCUCCAAGAUGCCUGGAACAACCUACCAGCCAAUUUUCUUAUAAAACAGCAGAACAGUGUACCAAAGAGAAUUGAUACUGUUUUAAAGGCAAAGGGUGGUUAGACCAAAUAUUGAUUUGAUUUAGUUUUUGACCGUGUACCGCUCUCUAUAGUAAUUUUUUUUAUAUUUAGAAACUUCUCAUUUAAUUAUUU